This is a messenger RNA of Periophthalmus magnuspinnatus, 4193 nucleotides long. RefSeq names its product 6-phosphofructo-2-kinase/fructose-2,6-bisphosphatase 2-like. Gene Ontology annotation, biological process: fructose 2,6-bisphosphate metabolic process; fructose metabolic process. The transcript is spliced from 16 exons. Lineage: Eukaryota; Metazoa; Chordata; Actinopteri; Gobiiformes; Gobiidae. The record is from RefSeq and is a predicted model, not a curated record. The coding region runs from base 144 to 1748 and encodes 534 amino acids. Gene Ontology annotation, molecular function: ATP binding; fructose-2,6-bisphosphate 2-phosphatase activity; 6-phosphofructo-2-kinase activity. Gene Ontology annotation, cellular component: cytosol.
GCCUCAACAUCCGUAAAGAGAGACGGGAAGAAGCAGGAGGCGCUCCAAGCUGCAAUAAACCACUGAUGUGUGCGUAAUAACGAAAGAAAAGCUCAUACAAACGCGCACCUGUGGCCUCUCGGCCAACUGUAAAGUGGUGGACUAUGGCAGAUCAGCAGCAGAAAGUGACCCCUGCUCCUGAGGGCCCCACUGAAACCAAAAGGACAGAAGUCAGGACCACGGAAAAGAAGUGCUCAUGGGCCUCCUACAUGACCAACAUUCCCACCGUGAUCGUAAUGAUCGGUUUGCCUGCCCGAGGAAAGACCUACAUGUCCAAGAAACUGACACGCUACCUCAACUGGAUCGGAGUGCCAACCAAAGUGUUUAACCUUGGAGUUUACAGAAGAGAAGCAGUCAAGUCUUAUAAGUCCUAUGAUUUCUUCAGACAUGACAACAAAGAGGCCAUGCAGAUCAGGAAACAGUGUGCCCUGGUUGCUCUGCAGGAUGUCAAGUCUUAUCUCAGUGAAGAAGGAGGACAAAUCGCUGUAUUUGAUGCUACAAACACAACCAGAGAGAGGCGAGAGCUCAUCCUGAACUUUGCCAAAGAAAAUGACUACAAGGUGUUUUUCGUUGAGUCUGUUUGUGAUGAUCCUGAUGUCAUUGCUGAAAACAUACUGGACGUUAAAGUAUCCAGUCCAGAUUAUCCUGAACAGGACCGAGAGAGCGUCAUGGAGGACUUCCUGAAGAGAAUCGAAUGUUACAAAGUGACUUACCAACCUCUGGAUCCUGAUGAGCAUGACAAGGACUUGUCCUUUAUCCAGGUCAUCAAUGUGGGCCGGCAGUUCCUGGUGAACAAAGUGCAGGACUACAUUCAGAGUAAGAUCGUGUACUACCUCAUGAACAUCCACGUGCACUCUCACUCCAUCUACCUCUGUCGCCAUGGAGAGAGCCACCAUAACACAGAGGGGCGCAUCGGGGGCGACUCAGAGCUCACAGACAAUGGAAAACAGUUUUCUGCAGAGCUCAAGGCCUUUGUUGAAGAACACCACCUCUCUGACCUGAAAGUGUGGACCAGUCAGCUCAGACGCACCAUCCAAACUGCAGAGGAGCUGGGCGUCCCCUAUGAGCAGUGGAAAAUCCUCAAUGAAAUAGAUGCUGGAGUGUGUGAAGAGAUGACAUACAAGGCCAUUGAAGAAACAUAUCCAGAAGAAUAUGCCAUGAGAGACCAAGACAAGUACCACUAUCGCUACCCUGGAGGAGAGUCGUACCAAGACCUGGUGCAGCGUUUGGAGCCUGUUAUUAUGGAGCUGGAGCGACAGGGGAACGUGCUGGUCAUCUGUCACCAGGCGGUUAUGCGCUGCUUACUGGCUUAUUUCCUGGACGAAAGCGCAGACGACCUCCCAUACUUGAAAUGCCCCCUGCACACUGUCCUCAAACUGACGCCAGUGGCCUAUGGUUGUAAAGUAGAUGAGUUUGACUUAAAAGUUCAAGCUGUCAACACGCACAGAGACAGAUCAUUAAAAAAAACAGAGAACCAGGUGCCACCUGCUUUCCUCCGGAGGAACAGUUUCACUCCACUGUCGACCCAGGACCAGGUCAAGAGACCACGACUUUACAGUGCAGGCAACUACACACAGGCUCGCAUCCCUCACACUCCUAUAUUACCCAGCAUGCAGUUCUCUGAAGUAUCUGAAGGGGCAGAGCUUCAAAAUCAGGAGACUUCAAAUGGAUUCAGUGCAGUUAAAGACUCAGACUCGCCUCAGUCUUAAAGAGCAACAGAAGAGCUACUGUACUUCUCCGUCAUGUGUUCAUUUGAAGAAGUAAACUGCUUAGACUGUUGCACGGUACCAACGCAACUAACACCAAAUAAUUGUUCUAAGUGGUUUUAAUGUAGUAUUUAUGUACAUCUGUUUUUAGGAAUGGCUUUCAACUCCUUUCCAUGUCGGGCCAAAUAUAACUAGAAUGUUACUAGAAUAUAUUUUCUUAAAGUCUUAGAUUACACAUAGUUUGUUUCAUAAUUUAACUGAGAUUCAUAGUGAGUAUUUAUGUUUAAAGUUUGUGUUUAACUGUAGAUUAUUAUUUUCAUUCCAUCUCUCUACACUCCAAAAACAUAUUGACUUCUUUUUCAUGUAAUUAUUUUAUGUUUAUUCAAAAGUUAAUCUACUUAAAGGGCCCGUAUUACGCUAUUUUCUGAUCUGUUAUAAUGUUGUUUCCUCAUCAAAAACAUACCUAGAGUUUUGUUUUAUUUCAUUCAUACGCAAAACCAAACUGAAACUGAAAAGACACUGUUCCACCUUGUGAUGUCAUCAUGUGAUAAUACAGUAAGUGCUGUUUUUUUAAACACCAUUCAACUUCAUUAGAUUCACUUCAGCCCUGGAAUUGUCAAUCUUUACUGAACAAAAAGUAACUUGAAAAUUACCACUUCAUGAUGUCACAAGGUGUAACAAAGCAUUUUGAGCUUUGGAGAUGUAACAGACUAAUAAUAAAGAGUUACUCAAACAUGUGUGAAUGAAACAAAACACAACUCCAGGUCUGUUUUUGAUGCAGUAUAACAUUUUAAUCUGGUCUAAAGCUCACACAGAGUCAGUUUUGUGUAACCAAGAGCCUUUAAAGUGUACGCUACGUUCAAUUACCAACAUAUUUAAAUGACAAAUACCAUAUAGUCAACAUUACAUUUAAGCAACAUUUAAAUCCUUUCUCAAAUCAAAUCGCCCCUUAUCUUGGCCCAUAGGAGUCUGAAUAGAGGCAUUGUGCGUACAAGCCUCUGAAUGUGUUAUUUCACCUAAAAAAUGCAUUCCAAAAUAAAUAUGGUUAAUUUGUUAAAGUGGAACUAAACACUAAAUCAAUUUUUUUCGCGACGAAACUGUGUACAGUAUAUGGUGUUUCAAUAUCUACUGUUUCUAGUGCUUUUUGGCUGUUUUUAUGCAAAUUAAGUACCAAAUUUAUACAAAGUGUGUCCUGGCCACUGAAACUCUAAGUACUUGGUGACAUCACGCAAGACUGCCUCGAUUACAGUCAGGUGUUUUUGAUUACAAACACUUGGCUGCAGUAGCGGAGUCUGAAGUAUCGAUACCUGUUUGACCAAUCAUACACCAAGACUCAGCCCCUCCUCCUCCUCUCUCACUCUUUUCUUUAGUCCUCCAGACCCUGCCCAGUUCAGCAGCUCUAUUUGAAAUGUGUUUAUGACUUUAGUUCCACUUUAAUUCUUUUAUGUUGAUCCAAACUACAUGUUUAUAGUUGUGGUUAUUAUGUUUAAGUGUAUACGUGCAAUGAACAUGAAAUUUAAAGGAGCAAGGUCGCAUAUAUAAUCAACUUUUGAAUCUGUGUUUCAACUGGCAAUAGGUAAAUCCUUUGAGAAUUCACCCAAAAUAGUAAAAAGUCCCCUUAUGGGCCACAGUUUGAAUGGGGACAUUGUGUACAAAGUGUAUCCUACUGCUGUAUCUUACCCUGCUGUAAUGGAGCUGCAUGUUCUCAGUAGCAGCAGUGUUAGGGCUGCACAAUAUAUCGCAGUUUCAAAUGACAAGUCGAUUGUAAAUUGAAAUAAUCUGGAUUAAAGAAAUCUCCCUGCAAACGCAAAUGAUGCUGCCUUAAAACAGGUCAAAAGUUUGUGUGUUUCUGAAGAGUAUUUGGUUCUUGUGUUGGUUUAGCACUUCAUUCUCUCAGAUGUUGCCCUGUAAACUGAAUCCGGAUUUGAAAACUAAAAAUUCACUCUUAGAUUAGUAUUUUAUUUAUUAUGUUUUAUUAGAUUCUUGUUUCAUUUCUGUUAAAACUGUGCAGCCCUGUUGUGUAUACUGUACCUCACUGGAUCCUCCGGCCUUCAGCUCCUGUGCCUCUACUGUACAUAAAGCCCUCUGUGGGACAUUCUGUAUAGUAUUUUAAUCUAACUGUUGUUUAAUUUGAAAUGUAUAAAACUGAUUUGACCAAUGACAUCUGAGCAGAUAUAAGUGAGACGAGUUUGUUUGUGCUGCCUCUUCAAGGACACUACAGUAUUUGACUAAACAAAGCAGAAAGUGUCCUUAUAAUCUGUAUAAUGCUUUGCACAUGCACUGAUACUGUUAUACACAUGUAGUAUAAUGUGUGCCUUUGAUAAAAAAAAAAAAAAGAGGAAACACUAAAAUUGAUGUAAGACAUUAUUUAUGUUAAAGUUAAGCACAUGUUAAACUGCUGAGGGUUUUGUACAAGUUACACAAAAUAAAAACGCCUGCUGUCAUGAG